GAGGAGCAGGACACUUCAAACUUUACCUACGGCAGUUUACACACUGUGUUAGGUUUACACGUGCUCUGUGAUACACAUUGCGAUUGAAAUAUCUGACCACGUUUUACUGCCCAUUUUGCAUUUAUAACUAAGAAGCUAAGUUGAAUAACAGAAGACAUGAUCGAGGAAGUGAAACGGGAGAGAAGCGAUCAAUGGAUGUCAUAUUACUCCGGCGAGGUGUUCUAUGGAGCAGACAACCUGCCGUUGGGCCCAAGAGGAUAUUCCCCCCCAGAGCAUCACUACCAGAGUUACGGCCCACCGUGUGAUUCAGCAGCUGCGGGAAACACUGGGAGACUCGGAAGCCCAGCGGGAAUACUGCCUCCACCGAACCCCAAAGGAUAUGCUGAGAGCAGCUCCAGUGAACCCGAGUUUCCGGCGCUCAAAUCGGUCUACAGACGGACUUUAAGCCACGCCAAGCCACCGUAUUCCUACAUCUCUCUUAUCUGCAUGGCAAUCCAGCAGUCGCCUGCCAAGAAACUGACCCUGAACGAGAUCUACGACUGGAUCCGCCAGCUCUUUCCGUAUUACAGACAGAAUCAGCAGCGAUGGCAGAACUCCAUCCGUCAUUCCCUGUCGUUCAACGACUGCUUCGUGCGCGUGCCGAGAUCGCCAGACUCUCCGGGGAAAGGCUCGUACUGGGCCCUGCACCCCGACUCCGGUAACAUGUUCGAGAACGGUUGCUACAUGCGGCGCCAGAAGCGCUUCAAGUGUCAAAAGGCGGCGUCACCGUCCAAAACUUCGGACGGGGACGCUGGGAAAUCGGAAGGGAAGAAAAAAAAGGCGGAGGUCAAGUCGGUCACCUCUUCUUGUAAAUCGCCUGUACCUCCUUCAGCUGACGCUCCAACACAGCAUUCGGGCCUAUUGCCAGUGUCCUAUCCCUCAAUCAAAGCACCUUCUCCUUCCCAUCUUCCUCAGCACCUUACUCCCUCACACGCUUUAUUUCCCACCCAGCCUCCGGAGAUCUCGACGCACUUGCCUUCUCUGAAUGUCCCGUUCACAACAAUGGCCGGCCCCAGCUUGCAGUCCGUUCCACAAGCCUCUAUGGAGACCAGCUCGCAUUGCGAACCAGCAUCCCAACACCACAUUUCUGUCCCGCGACUCAUGGACUUCCAGUACUGCGAGACUCCUGUGAACUAUCCGGUUUACUGCCAGCCUAAUUCCCACCCCGCGUUCACCUCGUACGCCGGAGACUCUGUUUACUACCCUGGAUUUAGCAUGUGUUCCGCUCCUUUGCUGAGCUCCUCCUGAUCAGCCUCUUGUAGCGUACGAUUCCUCUCUGUUUAGAUGCUCGUAAUUUGUGUAUAUAUUAGCUGGAGACCAGAGAGGUAUCUGUUAUCUGAUGCUGAAGGAUUCUUUGAUUCUGUGUGAGUGUGAAUUCGAAGAUGCAUUUGAAUGUGAAUUCCUUGCUGUAUAUUUGAAGUAAAAAAAAAUUUGUAAUGUU
Messenger RNA from Puntigrus tetrazona (Sumatra barb), 1480 nucleotides. RefSeq names its product forkhead box A sequence (gene foxa). The transcript has 2 exons. Lineage: Eukaryota; Metazoa; Chordata; Actinopteri; Cypriniformes; Cyprinidae. Gene Ontology annotation, molecular function: RNA polymerase II cis-regulatory region sequence-specific DNA binding; DNA-binding transcription factor activity, RNA polymerase II-specific. The record is from RefSeq and is a predicted model, not a curated record. Gene Ontology annotation, biological process: anatomical structure morphogenesis; regulation of transcription by RNA polymerase II; cell differentiation. The coding region runs from base 157 to 1287 and encodes 376 amino acids.